Prorocentrum cordatum is the source of this 615-nucleotide messenger RNA. The record is from the annotation of a GenBank genome assembly. Lineage: Eukaryota; Dinophyceae; Prorocentrales; Prorocentraceae.
AGGAAUCUUGGCUCGAGUGCCUUUGGCUCGUGGCAGCCCCGCGCCUGCUGCGGAGCCCCACGCGUCCGGCGUCUUCUUGUCCUUCUCGAGCCCCGGACCCUACCUGUCUGCGCCGUUUUCCAAGGUGGAUCGACAUGUGAGUAUCCCCGGGCUCGAGACUGGGCGAGAGCGCCCCGCUCGAAAAGAAUUGAGGCGCCAGGAUCUCUUGGGGGUAGCGCGCCGCCCGCCCGCUCGCGGCGGCCUGGGCCGCCCAGGGGGGGCGGGGGGGCACCCAUGGAGCGCCUCGACGCCCUGCGGCGCAAGAGCAGCCUGCUGCUCGCGCUCCAGGGGGCGUGGGACGGGCUGGACGACGGGGCCCCGUCCGCCGCCGACCAGGCGGACCUUGCGGGCGCGCUGCUGGCGCUGCUGGACGCGUGCGGAGGGGAUGCCGGCGCGCUGGCGCGGAGCGCGGAGCUCGUGGCGCGCCUGGUGCCCCAGCUGCGGCCGGGGGCGCUGCAGGCCGCCUCGCAGGCCGCCCUGGCGCCCGUGGGAGGCCACGCCCCUGCGAGGGCCCUGCCGGCGGCGUCGGAGGCUCCGCCGGCGCCCGGUGGCCCAGGGGCCGCCGCGCCGCUGGAG